Molecule: messenger RNA, 1365 nt
Organism: Populus euphratica (Euphrates poplar)
Lineage: Eukaryota; Viridiplantae; Streptophyta; Magnoliopsida; Malpighiales; Salicaceae
Product: probable starch synthase 4, chloroplastic/amyloplastic
Exons: 11
Source: RefSeq, a predicted model, not a curated record
UCUUGUCUCGUCUGCAGCAGCAGCAGCAGCAAGAAUAGUAACAAUGGAGGAGACGCUAAUGGCUUACUUAAAGAAGAGGAGGAAGAGAAAUUUAAUGACAUUUGGCUGCUUUUUAAAGAAGCUCAGCAGAAUAUUCUUUACUUAAAUAAACUACGCCUUGUGGCUGUUGAAGAGCUCAAUAAAGCAAACAGAGAGAAGCAGUUGUUGCUUGAUAAAAUCCAGCAAUUGGAGGCUGUCAACAAAUUAGGAAAUGAGCAAUCAUUGUGGCGGGAAUUGCUGCUUCGGAUUGACUCAAUGGUCCUAACUGGCUUGAUUGAUUCUGCUGAGGCUUCUGGUAUGAGAAAAGCAGUCAUGGGCAACAAGUUUAGUGUAGCUCUUGUUUUCUUCGACAUCCGGCAGAAAACUGAUGCUGAGCUUCUGGCACAACUCCGUCACUUCUCCGAUGGAAGCAGAAAGAAUGGUUUUCAUAUAAUCCAAAUUUGCACUGAAAUGGAACCACUGGUAUCGGUUGGAUCCUUGUCAUCGUAUGUGACAGGCUUAUCAAAGGCACUGCAGAAAAAAGGACACAUAGUGGAGGUUAUUUUGCCAAAGUAUGCAUGUCUGGACCUCACUGAAAUGCAAGGACUGCGAGAAAUUGAGGCAGAGUUGUAUUCAUAUUUUAAUGGUCAAUUGCAUGGAAACAGAAUUUGGACUGGCAUCGUCCAUGGCAUUGGAGUCACUCUCAUUCAACCUUUGUACUAUUCAUCCUUUUUUGAUCGUGAAAGGGUAUAUGGCUACUCAGAUGACUUUGAACGAUUUACCUAUUUCUCUCGUGCUUCAUUGGAUUAUAUAGCAAAAUCUGGAAAGCAGCCUGAUGUGUUGCACAUACACAAUUGGGAAACUGCUAUUGUCGGGCCACUCUUUUGGGAUAUUUUUGUUAAACAGGGGCUUGGAGGUACCAGAGUAUUGUUGACAUGCCAUGGCUUUGACUCACAAUGCCUUGAGCAACCUGAUAAGCUAGCACUGUGCGGACUUGAUCCUGCUAGACUUCACCGUCCUGACCGUUUACAAGAUCACACUAUGACACAUCUUGUCAAUAUUCUGAAGGGUGGACUUGUGUACUCAAAUAAAGUUGUUAUGGUGCAAUCUAUUUAUUCAAAAGAAAGGAUCAUUAAUAGUUUCAGUCACGGAUUAGAACCUACCUUAGCAAUUCACAAGGACAAGUUGCUUAUUUCUCCUUGUGGGUUUGACAACUCCAUCUGGGAUCCUUCAAAGGACAAAUUUCUUCCAAAAAAUUAUAGUGCAGAUGACCUAAAGGGGAAAUCCAUUUGCAAAGUUGCAUUGCAGCAGCAGCUGGGGUUAUCCAAAAAUUCAUCUACUGUUUGA